ACGACACUGAGGGGAGGGGAGACAACACACACACUUAGUCCCACCUUCUUCAUCGCCUCUGUCAGAGAGGGAGCAGAGCUCAGGGAGGAUGUCUUCAUCAGAGGGGCACUCAGGACAGGACGAGAGCUUCCCAAGCUGUUGACACAAAUACAAGAGAGACCAGAGCAGAAAGAGGAUAAACCAGAGUGGAAGAGGCGACAUCUGCCUGUUUGUUCUUCCUUAAAGAAGACAAAGAGCAACCUUAACCAGCUGCCUUUCUGGAGGAGAGACAUCCAGUCUGCAAGUGCUGCCAGGACGCAUCUCUGUGCUUCAGCUUCAGAAAAGACUGAAGACCAUGAGCGGGGCGAAGAAAGGUGAGCUAGCCAUCCGGGACAAAGCCAUCCUGCACCAGCAGAGGCGUCUCAAACAGGCCACCCAGUUCACACACAAGGACUCCGCUGACCUCCUGCCCCUGGACGGACUCAAGAGACUCGGCACGUCCAAAGACUUGCAACCUCACAGCAUCGUCCAGAGGCGCCUACUAGAGGGAAAUAUCACGCGGCUGCGAGGGGAAGCCCGGGACCCGAGCUCAAGAGUUCGCUCCCCUCUGGCUGACACCAAAGAUGGGCCCGCUGAAGCCGAGGAGAGGAGCGAGAGCACAGCGGAGGACUCGACUGAGGAACGGGAGUCUUUCGAGGAAAGCGAGAAAAGCCUGCGAUCAGAUGAAGAGGAUGAUGACAGCGAGGCCGGCGCCAGACGUUCAGAUGAGAAGCCCGAGAGCACAGAGAGCUCGACCCACCUGGCAGCUUUAAUUAUUCAAUGCAAGUGCUGCGAAACUGAAGUCAAGGCAUCCAUCAACACAGGCAGCAUACACAACCACAUCUCCACCUCCUGCUGCCAGAGGCUGGGACUGGUGCCCAGUAAAGACAGUUCAACUUGUGGUGUUGGCAGUUCUGUGACAGGUCUGCAGCUGCAGCUGGGCAGCCAAACCGUCAGGUGCUCAGCCCAUGUGAAAGAUGAUGAGCCAUUCGAACUGUGCCUGGGUCUGCAGACUCUGCUGGACCUUAAAUGCUGCCUGGAUCUGAACAGUCGGGUCCUGAAGCUUCAGGGCUGCGGUGAGGACCUGCCCUUCUUGAACACUGUAAUCGACGUCCAGUGCCAACAUGACACCAACAAAAACCUGUGAGCAGAGUCCACGGCAUCUUGGUGGCAGCAGCAUGGAGCAAUGCCACCUGGGUCUGAACUGUCCAAUCAGUGUCUCUU
Molecule: messenger RNA, 1242 nt
Organism: Nematolebias whitei (Rio pearlfish)
Lineage: Eukaryota; Metazoa; Chordata; Actinopteri; Cyprinodontiformes; Rivulidae
Gene: nrip2
Product: nuclear receptor interacting protein 2
Exons: 6
Coding region: 335-1165 (276 amino acids)
Biological process (GO): proteolysis
Molecular function (GO): aspartic-type endopeptidase activity
Source: RefSeq, a predicted model, not a curated record